GUCCUGAGACACCACCAGAGAGCGGUGCACAAUGUCAACUGCAGGAGUUGCUGCUCAGGAGAUGAGAGUCCCAUUAAAAACUGGAUUUCUUCACACUAGUCAAGGCAUGGGGAGUCUGAAAACCUGCUGGGGUAGCCACAGUGGAUUUGAAAAUACUUUCUUUAAUGUGGACCCUAUAGCAGUGGCAUAUAAUUUGAAUCCAUCAACAGAGCAACAUUUACCAUCCAUUGGGCAUUCUUCCAACCACGCUUCCAUGAAUGACCACGGCUUUGCUGAAAGUUGCAUCCAAGUCCCAUCUCAGAAAUCCAGUCCACCUCCUAUAAGUCCCAAAAAUGAACAGCCGAUUUCAAGAUGUGAAGACCAUCUCGUUCCUGGCUUUAGUAAACUGUCAUUAACCAUGGGUUGUGCUUCUGAAGAAACACCUCAUCACAUGCCAGUAAAAAAUGGGCCAAUUCAAUUUCUGUCUGCAUCUUCCAAUGACCGUAGCUCCAGGCCACUGCCCCCUCUGCCUAUUUCUGAAGACCUUAUUCCAGAUGAGGUUGACAGAGAGGUAGAAUUCCUGACUAGCUCAGAUACUGACUUUUUGUUAGAAGAUCAUGAACUUCCGCCUUUUAAAUCCAGUGCUCCAAGCCGGCGGAGCUUUAGGGGCUGUGGACAAAUCAAUUAUGCAUACUUAGAUACUCCAACAGGACCAAAACCAGAAGAUGCCAACCCUACACAAAGCCUAAAUGGAUACAUAUCCAGUAUUUAUCCUCCUCCUCCGCAGCAGCUGCAUCGACGUUUGAGAAGGUCCCAUUCCGGGCCAGCUGGAUCUCUUAAUAAACCAGUAGUAAGACUGUCUGGACACUUAAACAGGUCUUCUCCAAACUCUGAUGAAGAUAAACCGGAGAUUCCACCAAGGGUUCCCAUACCUCCAAGGGCUCUCAAACCAGAUUACAGAAGGUGGUCAGCAGAAGUUGCUUGUAGUGCAUACAGUGAUGAAGACAGGCCUCCAAAAGUGCCCCCAAGAGAACCUUUGUCACGCAGCAAUUCCCGUACGCCAAGUCCCAAAAGUCUGCCAUCAUACCUCAAUGGGGUUAUGCCCCCUACCCAGAGUUUUGCACCUGAUCCUAAGUACGUCAGCAGCAAAGCUCUACAAAGACAAAAUAGUGAAGGAUCUUCCAACAGGGUCCCUUGCAUUCUUCCGAUUAUUGAAAAUGGUAAGAAGGCCAGUUCAACGCACUACUAUCUGCUGCCUGAAAGGCCUCCAUAUUUGGACAAGUAUGAGAAAUUCUUCAGAGAAGCAGAAGAAAGUAACUCUAACACAGAUGUUCAGUCCUGGUCUGGUGACUGCACAGCCACUUCAGCCCCAACAAAGCUGGACUCAAAACCUAGAAUGGACAUAGCUGGUCAUCUGAAACGAAAACACCUGUCUUACGUGGUUUCCCCCUAGUCUCUGGGAGCACUGUCUCAGCUCAAUUGUUCAGGAUGGAGCUGAACUUUAUCACAUUACAAAGUUCUUAAGGUUCUCAGAUAAUGAAGUAGGACCAGUUUGUCCUUCGAGAACUGGAAAGUAGAUGGUAAAGUCCUCUUACGCUGCAUCUCUGAUAUGUUUCUUAAGACUGUUUUUUGUCUUGGUAUGUAGAGCUGAAAACCUACAAAGAUUCCAUAGAAACAUAUGGAGGGAUAGUAGUCACAGUUGGCCAGUCAUAUGCUACCGAGAUGAACGUAUUUGGUAGUCACAUUAUCAAAAAAAAAAAUCUAGCUUUGCUUACAAGUCACUUACAAAGCUGACAACAGAGCAGAUAAUGCAGUACAGUUUUUGUAUCAGGCAUUUCCAAAAUUUCUUUCACACAGUAACUCUGCUGAGAACAGACUCUAUCCUCUUUGACUAGGAUAUGCCAACCUAGUAAGAAGGUAACUGCAAGAUCUGAUAUCUGCUUCAGGACUUGGCAAGCAUAUUGGAAGCAUGUUUCGAAAGAUGAAUCUAUUUUACAACUUAAUUUGACACUAACAGACUUUUAAAGUGAGUUAGGUUUUGUGGAUUCUGUCAGUUGCUAGACACACUUGGCUCAAUCUUGCAGUGUUUCAUAGGAGAGACUUGGACCAGCUAUU
Molecule: messenger RNA, 2094 nt
Organism: Gavia stellata (red-throated loon)
Lineage: Eukaryota; Metazoa; Chordata; Aves; Gaviiformes; Gaviidae
Gene: ERRFI1
Product: ERBB receptor feedback inhibitor 1
Exons: 3
Coding region: 32-1432 (466 amino acids)
Biological process (GO): regulation of keratinocyte differentiation; negative regulation of epidermal growth factor receptor signaling pathway
Cellular component (GO): extrinsic component of cytoplasmic side of plasma membrane
Source: RefSeq, a predicted model, not a curated record